This is a messenger RNA of Linum trigynum, 6483 nucleotides long. The record is from the annotation of a GenBank genome assembly. NCBI's taxonomy places the organism in Eukaryota, Viridiplantae, Streptophyta, Magnoliopsida, Malpighiales, Linaceae.
GUGCUGAUCCAGUAACUUCUCAAUGUCAUUAUCUUUAAUUUUCACUAUCUUACCAUCUUUGUAGUCAUCUUGUCCAUCUCCUCAAAAUCAAGAAUCUCAAGGCAAAAUCCAUCAAAUAACAAAAAAACAACGACAAUCAGUACUAACAUUUGUUUAAGGAAAAACAAUGAAGCUAGUAGUAAAUAUAUUUUAUGGAUAUAAAUAACUCACAUCUCUCAUUUUUUUAUAUACGAUUACUUAACUGUGGUUUACCGAUACAUUUAUCAUAAUCUCAAUAUUGAGAGAGGUGAAAACUCUUGAUUUGUCGCCACACAUUAAUUAAUCACUCUCACAUGUAGCUUUGUAUUAUUUUUUGGAUUGGUUUUUAUAGCAUGAUACAAUAGCUCUUACAUUAAAACCUUGUCCCUAAACCUGCUGCUAUGUAGACUUAAGUUGAAACAUACUUUCAAUACUGUACAAACAGAAAAAGCCCAACAGAUGACUAAAAUAAAAUAAAAAAGAACCAAGUAGUUUCAAACAAUAACAUAACAUAAAAAAAAAUCAUGGCAAUACAGACUCACAUCCUUUGCUUUGGUCUUCCAUAUCUGUCUUAAAGAGAUUCUUUCUCAUGUUCUUUAUAGUAGUCCAAUUGUUGGUUGAGGGGUCUUUGUGCUUCUUCGUGCCUAAAGUCUGACCUUUAUCAUUUCUUAUAUUAUAAAUCAACUCAAUAUGAUGUCCCGGUUCAUCUUAAUUUCUCAUGAUUGUAUAUUCAUAUUUCUUAUUUGUAUUCUUUUAACCAUUAAGCUUAGAUAAUUUACGGCUAGAAACAUAUUCAUUUUAUGAUAAAUUUCAAAAGACUAUUUGAAGAAAAUGAAAAACAAUGGCAACCAUAGAAGAAAGAAAUGGAAUAUAGGAAGAAAAUAUAGACUUUGAAAAAUGAAAGGUCGCUUAUAGACUAAGUAGUUCGUACAAUUUUCAAAACAAAAACAAUAAAUUGAUGAUAGAUAAGUAAGUUUGUAAGUAUGAUUGAAGAUAUUUUAUGGAUUAAUAUUUUUGAAGGUGAUUAAGACCUGAGAUGUAGAAUAUAAAUUGAGUUCUUUUUUGUAUCUAAGUCUCUAUUUCGUAUAUAUGUAACACUAAAAAUUUUGGUUUAGGUUCGAUCAGUAAUAAAGGAAUGGGCUGGUUCAAGGAACUCAUCACUCAUUGAGAUUUUAGAAUUUCAAUUAAGACUAGAUUGAUUGUAUUGAAAUAAUAAAAACAAGGUUGUGGGCUGAUAAGGGUUGCUACGUCUUGUUCUUCCACCAAAAGUAAACAAGUCAUCCAUAUUAGGAACAUCAAUUUGUUUCUUAGUGCUUAAUGAAAUCACAUCAUAAACUAGAGGUCAUCAUCUUUCAUCCUUCAUCUCUCGACUAUUGUAAUCUCUUAUUCGAGCAUGUAAUUAGUGCAAAGUAUUAAUAAGAUCUUGGUUUUUCCUUUAUAAUGCUAUAUAUAACUCAUUUCUUAAUAACGUAUAACAAUAAAAAUUUUAAACAUAAUAAAGGUGUAUUGAAUACAAUUAAUCAUAUUUAUGUCAAAUGUUUAUGGCUUGAGUUUUAGUACUGACAAAUUAGGGUCUCUCACAAAAAAAUUGGGCAGAGGUGUGUUAGAGGACAUAGUUAGAAAACAAUUAAACUAAUAGUAAAUAGAUGUGUGGAUAUAAACAACUCACUUCUACAAUUUUUGACAUCUCAUUUCUUAAUCGUGUUUUUGCCGAUAUAUUUAUCAUAAUUCCCAUAUCAAAAAAGCUGAGAACACUUGGUCUCUAAAACACAUUGAUCACUCUCACCGGUAGUUUUGCAUUUUUUUCAUAAAUAAGUUUUGCAUCCAAUAGUUUUUGUACUGAAGUCUUGAUUCGAUAGCCGCUGUCAUUAAGAAUUAUAGUAAAGCAUCUUUCUAGUACUAUUCAAACGAAAAUAGCCCAACAGAUUGCUAAAACAAAACAGAAAACAUAUCAGUUUCAACCAACAACAUAACAUCCAAAAAAUCAAUGCAAUGCUUGUUCUGUUUGUUUUUUUUCCCCGUAAUAUUUGGAAGCAUUUAUGGAAGACAAUUGGAUAGAGAGUUUGUUUAGAAUGCCAAGAAUAUGUGCGAUUGCUAUUUGCUAGAAAUGAGAGUAAUAUGCACCACUAGAAUGAUAAAAUAUGAGAAAACAUUAUUAACAAAAUAUACGAACACUGCCCUUUCAAACAUGUGUUCAACAUAUCAAAUAGAACACUUCCAUUUAAAUGUUGGUCUUUUCGGAUCUCCUUCUCCUUUUUAUCUAAUUGGUAGACUUCGACACCAAAUCGAAGUCAUAUUUAAAAUCUUUCCGUAGGAAUGUCUAUAGUUCUAAAUAUGUUUUAAUUGGUAGAAACUAUUGGAUUACUAGAAAUGAGAUUUUGAAACAGUAUUAUUUCAUCAAUCUUUUGAUCUCUACCUUUACUUAACUUUUAAUAUUGAAGAGUUCUUUUUCAACAUAUUAAGCAAAACAACGUCAGCAUAAUAUGUAACAAUUUACAUUCAAAUUGCAUUUGAUGUUGAUUGUCAUCCGAGCUAUCUUACUUUCGGUGGUAUUUUCCAGCCAUACCAUUAUCGCUUUGUUGUGGGUUUCAAUAAUAUGGUUAAUGGGUCCGUGAAAUACGCAAUCAGUGAAUGUAAUCAACUAAAUCUGCUUUUCUUUCUUUGGAAGGCUUGUACGUUAGUACAUUAAUCUAUUCUUUUGUUUCGUUAGUAUCUAUUCUCUUAUAUGUUGGGUACAAAAUGUUUGCAGAAGCAAAAGUUAACUUUGCUUAGGAUUGUGAACGUCACCACCGAGUGUGCUGGGUGUUACAUAUUCUAUAUAACAUUUGAAGGAGUGAAUGAGUUACUGAUUUGUAAGAGAAUUUAUCACACGGCGCCUGAGAUCAUUCAUACAUACCAAAGUGUAGUGACAUGUACACUAUGGUUCAUUGACAAUCAUGAAGUAUUCAUCUUCAAGAGAAAAUUCGAUAACAAAUGUACUGAUGGCGAGUCAUCGAGAAGAAAAAACUCCAGAGGUAAUUGAGUCUUCACGAUAAGCAGUUUCAUUAGUAGAUGUGGAUGAAAGAUAUGUAGAGAUAUUUAUACCGGUAUGUGUUACUUACACUUGUCGCCUUAAAUAUUGCACCAAUUUUCGUUAGCAGUUAUUAUUCUCUGACUAAGGAUUGGUACUCACUUUUAGAGAAGCAUUUGUUACGGCCAGCAGCUCGCUAUGCAGAACUCACAAGAGAAAAGAGAGAAAAGUGGUGGACCUUGGAAGAAGGAGUGAAAAAUGGGGGAGCUUGAAUUCUUGAAAGGUUGAGUUCUGAAAGUUGAUGAUUGUGUGUCAUCUGUGCAAGAGUAGUUUGUAGCCUUAUGUUAAUGGUGUUUACAUCCACAUUAGAAAGCUAGUGGUAAUGUGUUCUCUUUGUCUGUUGGUAGGAUCCAAUAGACAAGACUUACAAGUACAUAUUAUAGGAAAUUUCUGGCCAUUAUUAGUAGGCCUGGAAGUUUAAUACCGAUAUUUGGGAUAUACCAAAUAUCGUACCGAACCUAUCACUUUUUUGUAUUACCGAAUACCGACUUAUUUUCUAGGGAUUGAGAUUGAGAUUCAUCUUGGAGUGCUAUUCGAUAUUCGGGAUUACGCGAUUGGGAUCGGUAUACCGAAAUACCUAGAAAUAUCGAAAUAAAAACUAAUGAAAUAUAGCACACAACCUUUGGUCAUUCCUCACUCUUUCACAACUUAGAAGUCCUCAUCCAACUAAACUUUGACUUUUCAGUUUAAGUCACUCUCGUCUAUUACCUUAUCUCUUGCUAUUUUCAUAACACUAAAAAGAAAACACUUACUAGUAUUAGUCGUCUCUCGACCUCCAAUUUGUCAAAUUAAAAAUUACCAAUGACAAGAAUUUGAAAUGUCACAUCUCUCCAUUCUCCUUAUCCAUAUCCUAGCUCUAGGAAAACUCAAGACUCUUUGCUUAGUCUCUUUUCCCUAAACUAAACAAUCAAAUCUCAUUUAUAUAGUUAAUUAUUAAUUGCAAAGACAAUUAAUUUUAUAUUGGUUAAUACUGAUUGGGAUACCGAAGUACCGAUUGGGAUACCGAAAUAUUUAGGGAUUGGGAUACCGAAAUUAAUUAAGGAUUGAGAUUAUGAUUGAUUUUAGGCUGUAAUUCGGUAUUUGGAAUUUCAGUAUUUGGUAUUGAGAUACCGAUACCGUACCGAUUUCCACCUCUAACUAUUAGUCCUUAUGAACUUAGAUUUUUCUUGUUCAAUUGGGUGAGAAUGAAGGUGUAAAAGGCAUGCAAAAGAGGUCUGACUUUAGACUUAGUUUUCAUAAUGAAAAUCUAUGUAUGUCACGAGAAAUCAUCAACUACUGAGAGGAAGUAUCUAUGACCAGAUAUUGAACUUACAGAAGUUGCUCCCCAAAUGUCAAUAUGGAGGAGAUCAAACCUAUAAGAAGAAUGACAUUGACUUAAGGGAAAAGGGAGUCGCUUUUGCUUAGCACAAGGACAAACAGAACAAUGAAGAUCUUUAUUCAUACUGAUGGAUGAGUCUAUAGAAUGUAAUAGAGGAAGUUUACUGUAGGAUAUGUGUACUAAUCGAUAAUGCCAUAGGUCAAAGUGGAAAUGGAAAGACAAUGAGAUGGUUUGGGUGGGAAAAGAUGGUGUGUAAGUGAUAGUGUAUCAGCAAGGGGAUCCAUUUGGUACAGACCAUUGGAGAGUUUAGCUGUACCAAUCAUCCUCGAGGACUGGAGGUCCUGUAUCAAGCAAUGAGAACCAAAAAAAUUCAGUCCAAGAGGAGUCUUGGAUGCUAUCUUACUUACUGAAACUAAGUUGAAAGAGAAGCUAGGUACAAGCAUAACAUCUAGUAAGUGUAGAGUGUCGAAAUAAUGAGAUUGUCCUAUGUGGGUUACUAAUGCUCUGUCUCCAUUAGGGAGGUGAACAAACAUGUUCUAAACAGUCUUAUAGUUUGUAAGAAACUUAAGGGAACAAACAAUAUGAUUGGUUGCCCAUGUGUCUAAAAUCCACUUAGGUGAAUGAUUCGCUAACAUACAAGUAUAUUAGGAAAGAGUAUGUUGGUCUGUAGGGGUGGGAUUAACUUGUGUUCAGAUGGAGCAGACUUGGCUUGUGGAAGGCUAGUCAUGAGGAGCUGGAAAGUCAGACGAAUAAGAUUGUUGAGUGUAGGUGGGCAGGUCAGUGUAUGGUGAUGGAGCAAAAGGUUGAAAAUGUUGAUUUUGUCGUUGAUGCAUAAACUGGGCCAUCUUCUGAUAGGUUUUUUGGAUUGUUGUCCAUUCUUGAGACUGGAAAGGUAAAGAACCAACAACAGGUAGAUCUGUAAUAUCAUCAACAUUGUCUUUUGAGGCAACACUGUGAGCUUUGGAUCGGGGUUUGUGGUCUGGGGAUAACCAUGAAGCUUGAAGCACUUCUCUAUCAAAUGUCCAUAAAGGCCACAGUGAACACAAUAAGGACGAUUCCCAUCUUGCUGGACUUGUUGUAGUGGUUUGUUAGAAGGAUUGCGAUAUGGAGGUCUAUGAGAAGGAUACAAAGUGGGAUUUCUACUAGGAUGUGGGGUUCCUCUAUAGUAAAUGGCCAUGACAUCGGGUAAGGAAGAUGAGACUAAAACAGAUUUUUUUUUCUUGCUUGAUGAUCAUAGCAAAAGCUUGAUUCAAACUAGGCAUAGGCUUCAUAAUCAUGAUUUGUGAUUUUGCAGCAACAGAGGAAUCGUUCAGUCCCCUAACAAACCUAAGCACGUAAUCCACUUGAUGAUUUUUUCUAACAAUGGCUAAAUCACAAUUGCAUAUUCCAUUGCAUCUAUAGGGAGGAAUUGGUAAGAAAUUGUAUAGCUCAUGCAUCCAUGUCGUCAUUUGAGUGAAGUAUGCACUUACAGACUGGGGAUCCUUAUUUGUAUAGAAGAGGUCUUCCUGAAGCUCGGCGAUGCGAAAGUUGUUGCCGCGAGAGAAGCGUUCGCAAUUCAUUCCAGACUAGCAGGGCAUCUUCGAACCACUGGAAUUCUUGAGCAAUUGAUGGAGAAACGGAUCGGAGAAUCCAUCCGAGGAGAAGGGUAUUGUUUCUUGACCAUGCACGAAAGAGAGGAUCGCCGGGAGUAGGCUUGACGAUGAUGCUAUUAAGAAACUGGAGUUUGUUUUUUGUAGAAAGCGCGCACACUAUUGCUCAUUCCCAAGUCGAGUAGUUGAUCUCAUCUAGCACAUGAGAAACCAGUUGGUGGGACAAGCUCUCAGCAGGGUGGAUGAUGAACGAGCUGCUCGGACCUAGAUCACCUGCAUGAGGAAUUGAUGGAAUCUAAGGCGGAGGCGGAUGAGAGGCGGAAGUGGAGGUCUGAUUGGCAAACGUCAUAGGAGAUUCUCAAAGGAAAGAAAAAUUGCGAAGCUGAAGAAAAGAAUCAAGAUUACCCUUUAGGCUCUGAUACCAAGUUGUAAUGGAAUUGAUCCUGAAAGCUUGAUUUACUAAGAAAGAAUGAAAUGAAAUCGUUAAC